This is a messenger RNA of Siniperca chuatsi (mandarin fish), 4980 nucleotides long. Its product is annotated as macrophage mannose receptor 1-like. The record is from RefSeq and is a predicted model, not a curated record. Lineage: Eukaryota; Metazoa; Chordata; Actinopteri; Centrarchiformes; Sinipercidae. The transcript has 33 exons. Bases 117 to 4445 code for a protein of 1442 amino acids. Gene Ontology annotation, molecular function: signaling receptor activity.
GGAUGUGUCAGUACUAUUAAGAUUGACUUUCAACAAUCAUUCUCACAACUCUUUAAUCCUCUGUGAGAAGUGCAUGGAUAAAGUUUGCUGUAAGAUAUCUCAGAAGAAUUCUAACAAUGAAGAUAACUUGUACAGCAUUUGUGCUCCUCAUCCAAACAUUACAAUCUUUGGCUUCUGAUGAUUCACCAUUUCAACUAACUAACAAAGCCACUGGUUUUUGUUUGAUUAAACCAAAUAACUUCUGCUUUGACAUACGCUGGACAAGUGGUGACCGACUUCUGGUUCACUGGAAUAAGAAGUGCCUGGGAGCCCAGGGGAAAAGUGUGGGAAGUGAAAUAAGCCUCUAUGAUUGUGACGAAAACAGCGAACUCCAAAAGUGGGAAUGCAAGAAUGAAACAGUGCUCACCCUCAAAGGCCAAGAGCUUUACAUUGAGCUCACUGCAGAUAACACAGCAGUUCUUUCUAAAACAAUGGGACCCAAUAACCACCUCACAAUCUCAGGGACGUCCAGCGGUGCUUGCACAAGAACAUACAGAGAACUUUAUUCCAUUGAUGGAAAUGCAGCUGGAAUGCCGUGCAUGUUUCCCUUCCAGUACAAAGACCAGUGGUACUCAGACUGCAUUAAACUUGUCCCUUCAGGGCGUCCUUGGUGUGCAGUUGAAACAAAAUUUCAAAGUGAACGCUGGGGCUACUGCCCAAUUAAUUCCAAAGAAGGCUGGAACAAACACCCAACAACAGGAGCAUAUUACCAGCUCAACACACAGUCAGCUCUGACUUGGCCCCAGGCUGACACCAGCUGCAAACAGCAGGGUGCCUCUCUGCUCAGUAUCACCGAUCCUCAUGAGCAGGCUUAUGUCACAGCACUACUAGGGACAAGCGGCAAUACGCUUUGGACUGGGCUGAUCCUGGAUCCAGAACAUGGCUGGCAGUGGUCUAACGGGAGGCCUUUCCGCUAUCUGAAUUGGGACUCAGGACAUCCACUUCCUAAUCCGGGAUACAACUGUGCAGUUGUUGAUCCUGCUGUACAGUACUCCUGGCAAAGUUCACCUUGCAGCAAGAAACUUGGGUACAUCUGCUACAGUAAAGCGGCCGAGCAACUGCCCACGCAAGUUGCUGAGACAGGCUUUUGUUCAAGUCCUUGGAUUCCCUACAAUGGCCACUGCUUCCACCUCAAUCGUACUCAGAAAACAUGGACUGAUGCUCAGAGACAGUGUCGUUAUGAAGGAGGAGACCUAGUCAGCAUCAGCAAUGUGGAGGACCAAAGCUUUGUCAUCUCUCAACUUGGAUACACAUCUACUGAUGAGCUUUGGAUAGGACUGAAUGACAGGAAGACAGAGAGGCUGUUUGACUGGAGUGACCACUCUACUGUCAGAUUCACUAGCUGGGAAUUUGGGAAUCCUGCUGUCUCCAAUGAUAUAAAGGACUGUGUUCUCAUCAGUGGAGAGAACGGGAACUGGGCUGACCGUGUGUGUGUGGAGAAACAUGGCUUCAUUUGUAUGAAGAUGAGUGCCUCAAAACCCACUGGAGAUGAAGUGGAGCAGGAUGUAGGCUGCAAAACUGGAUGGAGAAGACAUGGCUCAUACUGCUACUAUAUAGGGACACAGACAAAAACUUUCGAUGAAGCUAGAGAUGACUGCAAGAGUUCAGAUUCUUAUUUAGCUGAUGUUUCAAAUGGGGUGGAUAAUGCAUUCCUUGUCAGCUUGGUGGGGUUGAGACCAGAGAAAUACUUCUGGCUGGGCCUCUCAAAUCAGAAAAACAUUGAUGUAUUUGUGUGGACCAACACAGACUCAGUGAAAUUUACUCACUGGAAUGCUGAAAUGCCAGGUCACCGACAGGGCUGUGUUGCCAUGACAACUGGAAUUUUUGCUGGCCUCUGGGAUGUGCUGCCCUGCACCAAUAAGGAGAAAUAUGUCUGCAAACAUCUGGCAGAGGGGGCAAUUUUAACCCCUGCACCGCCAACUCGUGCCCCUACUGGGUGUGUUAAUAGCUGGACUCAAAUGGGAUCAAGAAACUAUUGCUUUAAGAUCUUUUUACAGUCAUCAAACAAGAAGACCUGGUAUGAGGCCAGAGAUUACUGCAGGGCCAUUGGAGGAGACCUGCUCAGCAUCCAUAGUGCUGCUGAGCUACAAGUGCUACCAGAUCGCUAUGAAGCAGUCUGGAUUGGACUUAGUGCCCCUGACCCAGUCACUGGUUAUGUUUGGAGCGAUGAAUCCCCACUGCAGUUCCAACACUGGGAGGAUGGAGAGCCAAACAAUAAAAACAACGUGGAAUCUUGCACUGAAUUAAAACUACAUAGGCGUGGUACGAGUGGGUCGUGGAACGAUGUGCACUGUGAGACAUACCAUGGAUGGCUAUGCCAGAUCCCUGCAGGGGUGACUCCAAAUCCGCCUCCAGAUCCUGUCACUCUUGACUACAAUAAGACCUCAGACGGGUGGCUAGAAUGGAAUGGGAAUCAGUAUUAUAUUAACAGUAGGUCGAUGGCCAUGGAAGAAGCUCGUCACUUCUGCCAACAGAGGCAUGGUGACUUGGUAACUAUCAACAGCGAAGCUGAAAGUGUCUUUUUGUGGAAACAGAUAUCCAGAAGUUAUGGGUCUUACUGGAUAGGCCUGACUGUAGAUCUUGAUAGAACAUAUGGGUGGAUGGAUGGUUCCCCAGUGGUGUUUCAAAGGUGGGAUGAAAAUCAACCUGAUUUCCUGAACAAUGAUGAGAAUUGUGCUGUCAUGACUAUCUCUAUGGGGUUCUGGCAUGAUAAUGCUUGUGGGUUUGAACACAAGUCAAUAUGCAAACGCAGUAGCUCACCACCUGUCAACACCACUGUAGCACCAACAGUUCCUCCGAAAGGUGGCUGUCCACAAAACUGGAAAAAGUUUGACUCAAAGUGUUACAACAUCAUUAAUACCCAGAAUAAGACAUGGGAUGGAGCACAGACACAAUGCAAAUCAAUGGGAGGAAAUCUGGCCUCAAUUCUCUCAAGACAUGUGCAAGUAUUUUUGACAACUAAAAUGGCCGAGGCACCUACCACUGACCUGUGGAUUGGUUUGCAUAAUUCAGAGGGCAACCAAUUUUAUUGGACUGAUGGGCGACCAAUGCGAUACAACAACUGGGGGUCUGAACGCGACUAUCAACACAUUAUGCAUGAACAUUUUUGGUAUCAUCACCAUUUUCACAGAUUGCAUUAUAUGGACUAUGAGAUGGAUUAUGGCAGGAUUAUUUCAACACCUCAGACAGAGUGUGCUGGGAUGACUACCGAUCCCAAAAUUGGUCUUGGGAAAUGGAUUAAAAAGUCCUGCAAUGACACCACUGGAUUUGUCUGUCUUCGAAAUGUUGACCCCACUCAAGCAGACUCCCCUGAACCAACAACUACAGACUAUGUCAAAAUAUUUAAUGACUCUAUGAAGGUUGUUACUCAAAAAAUGACCUGGUAUGAAGCCAAGAAGAACUGUGACAGUGAUGGUGCCAAACUGGCUAGCCUGCGAAAUGAGUGGUCACGGGUCUACAUUGAGCUUAUGGCGUGGAAAGCUCCUCUGUGGAUUGCACUGAACAAGAAGGAGACUGCCGGAUAUUUCAGAUAUAUUGAUGGCUGGCGUCUCACCAUAACCAACUGGGGUAUACUGGAACCAAGCACGGACCGACCUUGUGUGUUUGUGGAUGUAGAUGGAAAAUGGAAGACUGCUGACUGCAAUCAGAACAUGACAAGCGUUUGUAUGAAGUCUACAGAUGUACCACCAACAGAGUCAAGUGCAUUCCCAGGAUUUUGCCCUGAUGACCCAGAUACACCCAGAUACUCAAGAGAGAGUUACAGCUGGCUACCAUUUAAGGGUUAUUGUUACCUCUUUCUCACAGAAAAGGUUGAGUGGCCAGAUGCAUCUGCUAACUGUGUAAGACAUGGUGGAACUCUUGCCAGCAUUGAAGAUCCCUCUGAGCAAGACUUCAUUCAAAGCAAUAUCAACAUAUUUAAAGACAGCCACACCUCUUUCUGGAUCGGCUUGUAUAAAACUCACAGAGGCAUGUGGCUGUGGUUGGAUAAAACCGCCAUGGACUACACUAACUGGGGUGACGGUGAACCUGAUAGCAACACUUACGGAGCAAUUAGAGCUGCAAAUGGGAAAUGGUCAACAGCUCGCCCAUGGUAUGACAGAGGAUAUAUUUGCAAAACCUCCAAAGUAUUACGACAAGCGCCAACAACAUCUGUAAUUUCUACGGUGGAUCCUCAAACCCGUGGCCACAUAAUUUUGGCAGUUGUGCUGGUCAUUACUGCAGUUGCCAUAGGGAUGGUCAUCGUCUUAUUUCUCUUCAAGAAGUCCGGGCGCACCUUACGUAUCCCUGAAAAGUUAACUACCUUCGACAACCCACUCUUCUUCAACAAUGAGCGGUCCCGGCCUGAUCUGGUCGACACCAGUAAACUGGUAGAAAAUGCAGAGGAAGAGAACUCUGGGUCUAUGUGAUGUAAAUACUAGCAGAAUCUACUGAGCCAUGUAUCUUGGGCAGAGGGUUGAUGGCUUUCUCAUUUGCAGGACCAAGAAUUUCAUUUUCUGUUUUAAAUGAGACGUUUCAAAGCAGUUGGCAAGAACUGGCUUAAAUGAAGAAAACUAUUUCAGCUGUAGGAUGUCUUACUUUACAUACAAAUAUCAUUUGAAAUUAUGUUUGUGUAUUUUAUAACAACUAAGAAUUUACUGAUUGAUUGAAUGUAAAGGGGGAUUCUUAAUUCAUACCUUAUUUUGCUUUAAACUACUUCUGUAUAUACCUGGAUUGUGAAAUUUCUACUAGACUUUAAACAAGGAAAAAAAUAUAACAUGUUCCUACUGGACCAUAGUACAAGUUAAGACCACAUAUCAUCACUGCAUUUCAUCAUCUUUGAAGGUAUUGUAGAUGACAUUUUAUCUGUCUAAAAAUCCUGGUGACUCCUUAGAUAUGUCUUGCAGAUGAGAAUUAAAACAAUUGUAUUAAAAGACGUUGAAAAUAAUAACCCAUGUAUCUACA